This is a messenger RNA of Tetrapisispora phaffii CBS 4417, 990 nucleotides long. RefSeq names its product WD-repeat containing protein SWD2 (gene SWD2). The record is from RefSeq and is a predicted model, not a curated record. Gene Ontology annotation, molecular function: chromatin binding; protein binding. The coding region runs from base 1 to 990 and encodes 329 amino acids. The transcript has a single exon. Gene Ontology annotation, cellular component: Set1C/COMPASS complex. Lineage: Eukaryota; Fungi; Ascomycota; Saccharomycetes; Saccharomycetales; Saccharomycetaceae.
AUGCCAUUGGAAAUAAAUAAAGAGAAUUUGUUGAAAUACAAGGCUGUGAAAUCAUAUAGAGUUGCUGAAUCCGAGGUUGCACCUGUGACUUCCAUUGAUUUCGAUGACCAUGGUCAAUAUUUAAUUAGCUCCACUGCAAAUGAUACUAUGCAUCUUUAUGAUGCUGUUGGAUUUAGGUUUUUGAACUCAAUUGGCUCUAAGAAAUACGGUUGCCAUUCAGCAAAGUUUACACACGUUCAAAAUGAAUGUAUAUACUCUUCAACAAUGAAAAGUUUCGAUAUUAGACAUUUGAAUCUUGAAACUAAUCAAUAUUUGAGAUAUUUUACAGGACAUGGUGCCCUUGUUAGUGAUAUACAAAUGUCACCAUUGAAUGAUACGUUUUUAUCGUCUUCAUACGAUGAAUCUGUCAGAUUGUGGGAUUUGAGGGCAUCCAAGGCCCAAGCAAUUAUUCCAAGUAUAGUACCAAGUUGCAUAGCAUACGACCCAAGCGGGUUGGUGUUUGCUAUAGGUAACCCUGAGAAUUAUGAAAUAGGAUUAUACGAUGUUGCUAAUCUAACCAAUGGUCCAUUUUUAGUCAUUAAAGUAGAUCCAAAUUUCACAGAUAAGUGGAAUAAACUGGAAUUUUCAAACAAUGGUAAAUAUUUACUUUUAGCAUCAUCAAUGGAUAGACAAUUGAUUCUUGAUGCAUUUGAUGGUUCGAAAUUAUUUGAAUUAUCAGGAAAUAACCCAUUCCCCCUCAGAGAAUUCAUGGAUUCUGGAUCAGCAUGUUUCAGCCCAGAUGGAAAAAUUUCUUUGUCAACACAAUAUAAUGGUAAAAUAGCUAUAUGGAGUCAUGCAGAUUCUAUUAGCGGAGGAUCAACUGUCAAACCUGUUGGUUAUAUAUCGGCUGCUCCGGACUCUUGUCCAAGGACAAUAAAAUUUAAUCCUAAAUAUGCAAUGUUUGUAACAGCAGAUGAAAAUGUGGAUUUUUAUACUUACGAUGACAAUUAA